UGCCGCUGAGGACAAAUUCAGCUGUCAGAGACGUGGUGUUCUCACUGGAGUGUCAGCCGGCUAUCAUGGAAUUAAACGAGGACAGCGCAGUAGAAAUUGACGUUUGCUGAUCCUUCCUGAAUCUCUUCUAUUUUCGUCGCAUUCUUCCUUUUGUGAAGGCACGGUCCUGGGUGAGGCAACAUGUCGGACAAGAUGUCCAGUUUCCUCCACAUAGGCGACAUCUGCUCCCUCUAUGCGGAGGGCUCCACCAGUGGAUUUAUCAGCACUUUAGGGCUUGUGGAUGACCGCUGUGUGGUACAGCCAGACACAGGCGACCUUAAGAACCCACCCAAGAAAUUUCGAGACUGCCUUUUCAAGCUGUGCCCCAUGAACAGGUACUCUGCACAGAAACAGUUCUGGAAGGCAGCAAAACCAGGGGGAAACAGCACCACUGACACAGUACUACUGAACAAACUCCACCAUGCUGCUGAUCUGGAGAAGAAACAGAAUGAAUCUGAGAACCGAAAGCUGCUAGGAACUGUAAUCCAAUACGGAAAUGUCAUUCAGCUGUUGCACUUGAAAAGUAAUAAGUACCUGACGGUGAAUAAGCGACUCCCUGCCCUGUUGGAGAAGAAUGCUAUGAGGGUGACGCUGGACUCUGCAGGCAACGAGGGCUCCUGGUUUUACAUUCAGCCCUUCUACAAACUGCGCUCCCUGGGAGACAGUGUGGUGAUUGGUGACAAGGUGGUCCUUAACCCUGUGAACGCUGGACAGCCCCUUCACGCCAGCAGCCAUCAGCUGGUCGACAACCCAGGAUGCAAUGAGGUGAACUCUGUAAACUGCAACACAAGUUGGAAAGUAGUUUUGUUCAUGAAAUGGAGUGACAACAAGGAGACUAUUCUUAAAGGGGGGGAUGUUGUUCGGCUGUUCCAUGCAGAGCAGGAGAAGUUCCUGACAUGUGACGACUUCAAGAAGAAGGAGUACGUCUUUCUCAGGACUACAGGACGCCAGUCCGCCACCUCCGCCACUAGCAGCAAGGCAUUGUGGGAAGUGGAGGUGGUCCACCAUGACCCUUGUCGGGGCGGAGCUGGCUACUGGAACAGCCUGUUCCGGUUCAAACACCUUGCAACAGGAUCAUACCUGGCUGCUGAGGUGAACCCCGACUAUAAGGAAGAAUGUCCUGAGCCCAGAUCCUCAUUGGACUCGGACCAUGAGGCCCUGAGAGCGCGUUUGCGAACCCCCCAGGAAAGGGUCAUGUACCAACUGGUGUCUGUUCCUGAUGGCAUGGACAUCUCCUCCAUCUUUGAGCUGGACCCUACCACCCUGAGAGGUGGGGACUCCCUAGUGCCCAGGAACUCUUUUGUGAGGCUCAGGCACCUCUGCACCAACACAUGGGUCCACAGCACCAACAACCCCAUUGACAAGGAGGAGGAGAAGCCUGUCAUGUUACGGAUUGGCACAUCAGCGGUUAAAGAAGACAAAGAGGCCUUUGCCAUAGUGCCUGUCCCCCCAGCGGAAGUCAGAGACUUAGACUUGGCCAACGAUGCCAGUAAAGUGUUGGCAUCCAUUGCUGGGAAACUGGAGAAGGGCACUAUAACACAGAAUGAGAGGAGGUUUGUCACUAAGCUUCUGGAGGACCUGGUCUUCUUCGUGUGUGACAUCCCCAACACUGGCCAGGACGUGCUGGAGAUCAUGGUCAACAAGCCCAACAGAGAGAGACAGAAACUCAUGAGGGAGCAGAACAUCCUCAAACAGAUUUUCAAACUUCUCCAAGCCCCGUUCACGGACAGUGGGGAUGGUCCUAUGCUGCGAUUGGAAGAGCUUGGUGACCAGCGCCACGCCCCCUUCAGGCACAUCUGCAGGCUCUGUUACCGGGUAUUACGACACUCCCAACAAGACUACAGGAAGAACCAGGAGUACAUAGCCAAGCAGUUCCGCUUCAUGCAGAAGCAGAUAGGCUACGACGUUCUGGCUGAGGACACGAUAACUGCCCUGCUCCACAACAACCGCAAGCUUCUGGAAAAACACAUCACGGCCGCAGAGAUCGACACCUUUGUCACCCUGGUCAGGAAGAACCGGGAGCCCAGGUUUCUGGACUACCUGUCUGAUCUGUGUGUGUCCAUGAACAAGUCCAUCCCAGUGACUCAGGAGCUCAUCUGUAACGCCGUGCUGGACCCAUCCAACGCAGACAUCCUCAUCGAGACUAAGCUAGUUCUGUCGCGCUUUGAGAUUGAGGCUGUAACAAUGGGGGAGAAUCCCAUAGAGACGGAGGAGGACGAGGAGGAGGUGUGGCUCUUCUGGAGGGACAACUGCAAGGAGAUCAGGAGCAAGAGUGUCAGAGAGUUGGCCCAGGACGCCAAGGAGGGCCAGAAGGAGGACCAGGAGGUGGUCAGCUACUACAGGUACCAGCUGAAUCUGUUUGCGCGGAUGUGUCUGGACCGUCAGUACCUGGCCAUCAAUAAGAUCUCUGGCCAGCUAGACGUGGACCUGAUCCUGCGCUGCAUGUCUGACGAGGACCUGCCCUAUGACCUUAGGGCAUCCUUCUGCCGCAUGAUGCUGCACAUGCACGUGGACCGCGACCCCCAGGAACAGGUCACGCCAGUCAAGUACGCACGCCUCUGGUCCGAGAUCCCCUCCAAGAUCGCCAUUGACAACUACGACAAUGAUGGGACCACCAGAGAUGAGAUCAAGGAAAGGUUCUGCCUGACCAUGGAGUUUGUGGAGAACUACCUGAUGUCUGUGGUGUCUCAGAACAUCCCUUUCGACGACAGAGAGAAAAACAAGCUCACCUUCGAGGUAGUGAACCUGGCAAGGAACCUCAUUUACUUUGGCUUCUAUAACUUCAGUGACCUGCUGCGACUGACUAAGAUCUUAUUGAACAUCUUGGAUUGUGUUCAUGUCAGCACCAUUUACCCCAUUACCAAGCUGGAGAAGGGAGAGGAAAAACAAGGCAGUAAUGUGAUGAAGUCUAUCCAUGGGGUGGGGGAGCUAAUGACCCAGGUGGUCCUUCGAGGGGGGGGCUUCCUCCCCAUCACCCCCACCCACCAGCCGGAGGAGGGUGUGGUCAAGACCCAAACAGAGCCGGAGAGGGAGGACAUCAUGGUGAUGGACACCAAACUCAAGAUCAUCGAGAUCCUGCAGUUCAUUCUGAAUGUGCGGCUGGACUACAGGAUCUCCUGCCUGCUCUGCAUCUUCAAGCGAGAGUUUGAUGAGAGUAACCCUCAGGGUGAUAAUACAUCGUCUAGUGCUAGUCAAGAUGGAAAUAAUAUGACAGGGGCUCUAGAUUUUGAGAACAUAGAAGAGCAGGCAGAGGCAAUCUUUGGAGGAAGUGAGGAGAACACCCCUCUGGACCUGGAUGACCAUGGAGGGAGGACCUUCCUGAGGGUGCUACUGCACCUCACCAUGCAUGACUAUCCUCCCCUGGUGUCUGGGGCCCUCCAGCUGCUCUUCAGACACUUCAGCCAGAGACAGGAAGUCCUCAUGGCUUUCAAACAGGUCCAGCUCUUGGUGACCAGUCAAGAUGUGGACAACUACAAACAGAUCAAGUCCGACUUGGACCAGCUGCGCUCCAUCGUGGAGAAGUCGGAGCUGUGGGUGUACAAGAGGCAGGGGGACGAUGACGGAGGGGACGGACCCUCAGAGUCCGACCAUAAAAAGAAGGGGGAUUCAGGCGGCUCUGACAAAAAGAAGGAGGAAAGCAACAGCAGUUACAACUACAGGGUUAUGAAGGAGAUCCUGCUGCGGCUCAGUAAGCUGUGUGUCCAGGAGGGAGCAUCGGGGAAGAAGAGUAAGAAGCAGCAACAGAGACUAUUGAGGAACAUGGGGGCCCACAGUGUGGUGCUGGAGCUACUGCAGAUCCCCUAUGAGAAGGGCGAGGACGUCCGUAUGCAGGAGAUCAUGAAGCUGGCUCAUGAGUUCCUCCAGAACUUCUGUGCAGGGAACCAGCAGAACCAGAUCCUGCUGCAUAAGCACAUCAACCUAUUCCUCAACCCAGGGAUUCUGGAGGCAGUCACCAUGCAGCACGUUUUCAUGAAUAACUUCCAGCUGUGCAGUGAGAUCAACGAGCGCGUGGUGCAGCACUUUAUCCACUGCACCGAGACGCAUGGCCGCCAUGUCCAGUACCUCAAAUUCCUUCAAACCAUUGUCAAAGCCGAAAACAAGUUCAUCAAGAAGUGUCAGGACACCGUCAUGGCUGAGCUGGUGAACUCGGGCGAGGACGUCCUGGUGUUCUACAACGACCGUGCGUCCUUCCAGACCCUGGUCACGAUGAUGCGAUCGGAGCGGGAUCGUAUGGAUGAGAACAGCGCUCUGAGGUACCACAUCCACCUGGUAGAGCUGCUGGCUGUCUGCACCGAGGGAAAAAAUGUCUACACUGAGAUCAAGUGUAACUCUCUGCUGCCUUUGGAUGACAUAGUGAGGGUGGUCACCCAUGAGGACUGCAUCCCUGAGGUGAAGAUAGCCUACAUCAACUUCCUGAACCACUGCUACGUGGACACAGAGGUGGAGAUGAAGGAGAUCUACACCAGCAACCACAUGUGGAAGCUCUUUGAGAACUUCCUGGUGGACAUAUGCAGGGUGUGCAACAACACCAGUGACAGGAAGCAUGCAGACACGGUUCUGGAGGGUUACGUGACAGAGACCGUCAUGAGCAUCGUCACCACCUUCUUCAGCUCGCCCUUCUCUGACCAGAGCACCAGUCUGCAGACUCGUCAGCCGGUGUUUGUACAGCUCCUGCAGGGGGUGUUCAGGGUAUACCACUGCAACUGGCUCAACCCCACUCAGAAGGCCUCCGUUGAGGCCUGUAUCAAGGUGCUCUCUGACGUGGCCAAGAGCAGAGCCAUCGCGAUCCCAGUGGACCUGGACAGCCAGGUGAACAACCUGUUUGUCAAGUCCAACAACGUGGUCACCAAGUCCAUCUUGAGCUGGAGACUCUCCGCCAAGAACGCCCCCAGGAGGGACUCCAACGCCACUGCGUCCGUUAGCUACAGGAACAUCAUAGAAAGGCUGCAGGACAUAGUGUCGGCUCUAGAGGACCGUCUGCGUCCUUUGGUCCAGGCUGAGCUAUCUGUCCUGGUGGAUGUGCUGCAUCGCCCAGAGCUACUCUUUCCUGAGAACACAGAUGCCCGCAGGAAGUGUGAAAGCGGUGGCUUCAUUUCCAAGCUGAUCAAACACACCAAGCAGCUACUGGAGGAGAACGAGGAGCGGCUGUGUAUCAAGGUGCUGCAGACUCUGAGGGAGAUGAUGACCAAAGACCGUGGCUAUGGGGAGAAGCACAUUGCCUUUGAUGAUGAGAUGGAUGUGGCUGAGCUGGCCCCUCUGCCGGCUGAACCUGAAGUCCCUGCUGCAGAUCUUGAUCCCAACCAACCCCAGAAGCAACUGGAGGACCAGAGAAGGGGUGAAGCUCUGAGACAGAUUCUGGUGAAUCGUUACUAUGGGAACAUCAAACCUGGGGCCAGAAGAGACAGUGUGACGACGUUCAGCAAUGGUCCUGUCCCCCCUGGAACAGAAGGGAAACCUCGAGCAGUGGUGAGUUCAGGGGCGGCCGCGGCCCAAGGGGAGCUGACCCUGCAUGAGGUCCAGUGCCGCCUGGAUAAAGAGGGAGCAUCCGACCUGGUAAUUGACCUCAUCAUGAACGCCACCAGCGAUCGUAUCUUCCAGGAGAGCAUCCUAUUAGCCAUCGCCCUGCUGGAGGGCGGUAACACGGUCAUCCAGAAAUCCUUCUUCAUGCGCCUGACGGGGGAAAACAAGUCGGAGAUGUUCUUCAAGGUGUUCUAUGAGAGGAUGAAGCUGGCCCAGCAGGAGAUCAAGGCCACUGUGACCGUCAACACCAGCGAUCUGGGCAGCAAAAAGAAAGAAGAGGAGCCCCCGGACAAGGACACGCCCACCGCUAAAGGAAAGAAAGGGAUGGAGGUGGCAGUGGUGUCUACGGUGGCGGUUGCCGUGGUGACGGAGGAGGUCAAGGAGCAACUGGUGGAGGCCUCCACAGUCACUAAGAAGGCGUUCACAAGGUACCGCCGUGAGGCCGAGGCCGAGGAGCAUCUGGCUGCCGCUGAGGGUCAGGGCCCCGCCAGCACUCCUGAUGACCAGGAAGGGGAGAUGAGUGUCAUUAUCACCAUCAUGCAGCCCAUCCUGCGACUCAUGCAGCUGCUGUGUGAGAACCACAACAGAGAGCUGCAGAACUUCCUACGGUGUCAGAACAACAAGAACAACUAUAAUCUGGUGUGUGAGACACUGCAGUUCCUGGACUGUAUCUGUGGCAGCACCACGGGAGGCCUGGGGCUACUGGGACUCUACAUCAAUGAGAAGAACGUAGGCCUCAUCAACCAGACAGUAGAGAGCCUCACAGAGUACUGCCAGGGACCCUGCCAUGAGAACCAGAACUGCAUCGCCACUCAUGAAUGCAACGGUAUCGACAUCAUCAUCGCUCUGAUCCUCAACGACAUCAACCCCCUGGGCAAGAAGAGGAUGGACCUGGUGCUGGAGCUUAAGAAUAAUGCAUCCAAGCUCCUCUUGGCCAUCAUGGAGAGUCGCCACGACAGUGAGAACGCAGAGAGGAUACUAUACAACAUGAGGCCCAAAGAACUGGUGGAGGUGAUUAAAAAGGCUUACAUGCAGGGGGAGGUGGAGCCAAAUGAGCCUGCUGAGGAAGAUGAAGAUGGCGAGGAAGAGCAUGCAGCCUCUCCACAAAACGUGGGCCAUAACAUCUACAUCCUGGCUCAUCAGUUGGCCCGCCACAACAAGGAGCUGCAGGCCUUGUUGAAGACCUAUGGGGAGGGGGAUGAAGCCCUGGAAUUCUAUGCCAAGCACACAGCUCAGAUUGAGAUUGUGCGGCUGGAUCGCACCAUGGAGCAGAUAGUCUUCCCCGUGCCCAACAUCUGUGAGUUCCUCACCAACGAGUCCAAGCUGCGGGUGUACUAUACCACGGAGCGUGAUGAGCAGGGCAGCAAGAUCAACGACUUCUUCCUGCGCUCUGAGGACCUCUUCAACGAGAUGAACUGGCAGAAGAAGCUGCGAGCCCAGCCCAUUCUAUACUGGUGCUCUCGUAACAUGUCCUUCUGGAGCAGCAUCUCCUUCAACCUGGCCGUGCUCAUGAACCUGCUGGUGGCCUUCUUCUACCCUCUGGAAGGAAUCCGCGGAGGUACCCUGGAUGGUCACCUGUCAGCUCUGCUGUGGAUCGCCAUGCUGGUUUCCCUGGCCAUUGUCAUCAUUCUGCCCCAGCCCCACGGCGUCCGGGUCCUCAUCGCCUCAACCAUCCUCCGCCUCAUCUUCUCUGUGGGCCUGGAGCCAACCCUCUUCCUCCUAGGGGCCUUCAACGUGGGCAAUAAGAUGAUCUUCUUGAUGAGUUUCGUGGGGAACAGAGGGACAUUCACGCGGGGCUACAAGGCCAUGAUCAUGGAUGUCGAGUUCCUCUACCACCUCCUCUACCUGAUCAUCUGUAGUCUGGGCGUCUUCGUCCAUGUCUUCUUCUACAGUCUGCUGCUCUUUGACCUGGUGUACAGGGAGGAGACGCUGCUGAAUGUGAUCAAGAGUGUAACCCGUAAUGGCCGCUCCAUCCUGCUGACAGCCGUGCUGGCUCUCAUCCUGGUCUACCUCUUCUCCAUCGUGGGCUACAUCUUCUUCCAGGAUGACUUUCUCCUUAACAUUGACAGGAUACCUAAUAAAACACUUGAGAGUGGAGCCAGUAUGGUGGGAGAGUUCCUAUCAGCAGAAGUGUGUCGGAAGGACAGUGGGGAGAACUGCUCCACAGAAGCUGUUGUGGAUGCUGCCAUAGCCACCCAGCCGUCGGCAGUAGUGAUCGAGGACAAGGAGCGGUCAUGUGACUCUCUACUCAUGUGUAUUGUCACUGUCUUGAGUCACGGCCUGAGGAGUGGAGGUGGUGUGGGGGACGUCCUGCGGAAGCCAUCCAAAGAGGAGCCUCUGUUUGCUGGCAGGGUGAUCUAUGACCUGCUCUUCUUCUUCCUGGUCAUCAUCAUCGUCCUCAACCUCAUCUUCGGAGUCAUCAUCGACACCUUUGCCGACCUCAGGAGUGAAAAGCAAAAAAAAGAGGAAGUCCUGAAGACGACAUGCUUUAUCUGCGGCCUGGAAAGGGACAAGUUUGACAACAAGACAGUGACAUUUGAAGAGCACAUCAAGGUGGAGCACAACAUGUGGCACUACCUGUUCUUCAUAGUGCUGGUGAAAGUGAAGGACUCCACAGAGUACACAGGACCAGAGAGCUACGUCGCUGAGAUGAUCAGGGAGCACAACCUUGACUGGUUUCCACGGAUGCGGGCCAUGUCUCUGGUCUGUAGCGAUGCGGACGGGGAGCAAAAUGAAAUCAGGAGCCUACAGGAGAAACUGGAGUCUACCAUGAAGCUAGUCUCCAACCUCUCUGGACAACUGACUGAGCUCAAGGAGCAGAUGACAGAGCAAAGGAAGCAGAAACAGAGAAUUGGACUGUUGGGCCAUCCUCAGCAUCCUCAACACGCCAACCCCCAGCAACCUGCGUGAGGCUGAGGAUGCCCCCAACCUAGCCACAAGACCCAGGAAGACCCACUUCUACUCCUGCUUUGUGUUUGCAUAGAGAACAGAGUGCAGAAUCUUCACUUAGUGGUCACUCCCGCCUUCAUACUGUAGCUACCGAGUGUGAGUGUGAAGCGUAACAGUAGGCAACACACUGACAUAGCUAGUCAUAUAAUUGUGAUAUGUAGGUUAGCCCACAAAGGUAUAACAAACAAGAACACUCACCAGACCCAGACACCCCAUCUUUUUCCCAGGCCAUUUGGGAUUGGUGCCAAAUGUUUUCUAUGUAGAAACGAAAGUGAAUUCUCAUUAUAUGGCCUUUACUGUGUGAACUUGAAAUACAGCAGUGCUGUACUGGACACAGGAAUAGGUAGUCCAACGUGAAGAUGACACUGAGAGACAUGGAAAGAAACAUCUUUUUGUAUAUACUACUGGUAUAGCAAGCAGUAUUUAAUGUCUUAUUUUUGUAUUUUGUGCAAUAUCACUACUUAAAUAUGCAACCACCUCCUUGGUGUAUGAAUUUAAGUUGUUCUUUAAGUCAUGCCUUAUUUAAUAGGGACAGAAAACAUUUUCAAAUGGGAGCUUUAUUUUUUAUUAUUUUGCUUCAAAUUAAAUAGGGACCUGUUGUUAGACUUCACAUAUGGAAAUUAUUCCAUGUAGAAUAGCUGUUGGCUGGACAGAUCAAGUUACAUGCAUUGUUCUGGGCUUUCUGAUUUUACUUGUUUUAUUUAUUUCAGAAUGUUUCAUAAAAAGUAUUUAAUACGCUUAAUAGAGAUAUAGUAUUGUCUGAGAGCAAGUAUAGGUCUUGUUUUCGGCUUCCUUUCUGCAAAUAAGAAUGUGUCCUACCUUGUUGUACUAUUUUAUGAUAUUUGCUUUCUUAUUUAACUGGGAUAGUGGGAGGUGUUAGGACAUUUCAUCCAAACAAAUGUAAUAUGUUAAAAUAUGACCAAGCUGUCAUGAUUUGUUAAACUUUCCACAUUUUAUUGCACUAAAUAUUAUUAGCAUCUAUCGUCCAGGUUUGUCAUGUUUUAAUUAUACACCUAUCAUGUGUGCCAUUUGUCCCUGUAAGACGUAUAUUUGGCUACUGAUUUACUAGUCAUUGUGUUUUUCAUUGUUUUAUUGUUCAGCACAUCUGUUGAGUUCUCAAUUCUGCUGUUUAAUACUUUUUUCAAGCCAUUGUUCUUGUAUAGGGACCUACGUUUUCAGAAAGGUAAUAUGGAAUUUAAAGCGGUGUUACUGGAAAUUAAUGUUUAAAGGACUAAUUUAAAAUAGUUAAGUACUGUCAGAAUUGUAAAAUAAUGUAGAGUUAUUUAAUAAAAUAUACAGUAUGUAAUUCUCCUUUA
Oncorhynchus nerka (sockeye salmon) is the source of this 9824-nucleotide messenger RNA. RefSeq names its product inositol 1,4,5-trisphosphate receptor type 1-like. The coding region runs from base 181 to 8469 and encodes 2762 amino acids. The record is from RefSeq and is a predicted model, not a curated record. Gene Ontology annotation, cellular component: membrane; endoplasmic reticulum. The transcript is spliced from 61 exons. Gene Ontology annotation, molecular function: inositol 1,4,5-trisphosphate-gated calcium channel activity; inositol 1,4,5 trisphosphate binding. Gene Ontology annotation, biological process: calcium ion transmembrane transport. Lineage: Eukaryota; Metazoa; Chordata; Actinopteri; Salmoniformes; Salmonidae.